Mauremys reevesii (Reeves's turtle) is the source of this 2661-nucleotide messenger RNA. It is a transcript of the gene CCDC127, whose product is annotated as coiled-coil domain containing 127. The transcript is spliced from 5 exons. The record is from RefSeq and is a predicted model, not a curated record. The coding region runs from base 299 to 1090 and encodes 263 amino acids. NCBI's taxonomy places the organism in Eukaryota, Metazoa, Chordata, Testudines, Geoemydidae.
GGCUUCGAGCGUCUCGUGACGCGCCAACGCAGUACGGGGAGCGGGGAAAGUCUACGGCUCGUGCGGAUGUUGUUCCCUGUCCCCCCUCCCGUUGUAAUGGGCUGGUCCGGGGAGGUGGGGCUGGACCUGCUGGCAGGUCUAAAAUGACUUUAAUAAAGAAGCUUCAGUGUCCUAUUUUCUAGGCAAGUGGCUAAGUUGUACCUAAGUCUGCUAAACUGAUGUACUUGUUUUGGCAUCUUUACAAGAGAGGACGACGACUCAUCAUAUUUGUGUAACACGCAGCAGUGGAGGAGUCUCCAUGAAUAAUUUAAAUGAUCCUCCAAACUGGAAUAUCCAACCUAAUCCAAGGGAUAAUGGUGGUGAUGGAAACAAAUGGAAUUAUGCUUUGUUGGUUCCAAUGCUGGGAUUGGCUGCAUUUCGUUGGAUCUGGUCCAGAGAGUCUCAGAAAGAGAUAGAAAAAGAAAAAAAAGAAUAUUACAGAAGACUAACAUCUGUACAAAGAGAUCUUGAAUCAAAAUAUCGUGACAUAAUCACACAAAAUCGUCGCACAGUCGCUCACUUGGAGUUGGAGCUUGAAAAGGAACACAACAGAACCCUGAGUUAUCGUGAAGCCCUAAUCUCCCAGAGUCGCAAAUUAGUAGAAGAAAGAAGAGUUCUAGAACAGGAACGUGAAAAGUUAGAGCAAGAAAAACAGGUUCUGCAGCACUCAGGGGCAGCAGGUGCCUUGUACCAGAGUUGUCUUGCAAAGGAAACACAAUGGCAAAAGAGAGCUAAUAUUGUAAUAAAAGAAUUUGAAGAAGCACUUUUAGAAAGACAAGAUAUCUACUGCAGUUUUGUGCUGCCCAGAAACCAGCGGCUAGAAAUAGAGAAAAAUUUGCUAGUUAGAGCAGCAACUGAUCCUGUUGCUAUGGAUAUAGAAAUGGAAAAUGGUUUAAAAGAUAUUUUUAAAUAUGAUACACAUUGUGGUAAUGUGCUGAACACAAACAAACGUCAAAAUGGAAGACUAAUGUGGCUUUAUCUCAGAUAUUGGGAACUAACUGUUGAAUUAAAAAAGUUCAAGAGAGUAGAGAAGGCCCUGUUGGAAAAAUAAUGUGUGGGGAAAGUGGUAGCAUUUCAUGCACUAUGGCACAUGUAGUAUAUAAUGACUCACUGGUAUUCUAAAGCUUCUAAUUCCCUGUAGUACAUUCAUCUAUUUUUCCCCUCCUCAUUGCAACCACAUUUGCAGUACUCCCCCAUCCAUGAGAGUGUCUCCACUGUUGGUGCCUUUCCAUUGAUGGGCCAACAACAAAUGCUCACUAAGCAGUACAGUUUACUCUGAGACUAUGUCAACUGAAAGACACGCUUUGUGUUCACAGCCAGGCUAGCAGAGAAUGCUCCCAACUCCUGAUUUCCUGCAUGGCAGUGCAUCCUCAUCUUUUUGUGCAACAAAACUCUCAGGAAAGUACUCGGAAGUGACUGUAAUAGUGAGAUUUCUUGGUAUAUUAUUUAGGCGUGAGAUGCUUUCUCUGUACCAAUGAAAAAAGUGUGCAAUCAUGUUUUCAAAUUAGAUUUGAAUUGUUUUCCAUGGUUGAUGUGCAAAUGUCACUUUAUACUACAUUAUACAUAAAAAUAUUUGCUUGAAAUACAAAGACAGAAUGUUAUUUAAAAUAAUACAGAAGGAAAAUAAAAACAAAGACUUUGAUGUUUACUGAUGUUAAUGAUAAUGAGGGCAUGAUUGGUCUUAAAUCAGGAUUACAUUUGAGUUAUAAUCUAAAAGUUGCCAUUUAAGGGGAAUUCAUACAAUGAGAAAGUAAAACAUUUAAUCACUUACUUUUCCUUUCAGGUCUCAGUUACCAGUUUGGAUUUUGCCCACAUUGGUAUUGCCCUAUUGCAUUGACUGACUGAUCUCUAAUGGGUUGAUUAUUUUAAGCCCAUCUCUAGUAGACAGAUAGCCACAUCAUAAAAGCCAUCGUCACACGCAGCAGAGAUUUCAAGAAUUGAUUGGCUGUAGAGACUAAGCAACUCCCUUAUCCUUAUAAGUAGUCCCCCCAGAUCAAGUGGGGGAUUAUUUUACCUUGGCUCAUGCACAGUGAGGAGUUGGGCAGGGAGCAAAACCAUCCCCUGGAUUGAUUUUGGGGAAAUAACUGACCAAAAGAAAUUAUGGAAUUUUCCUCCUUGACUUUCCUCAUCUGGGUAUUUCAGUCAUGGGGUAAUCAGCCCAGGAUUCUGACCUCACUGUAGAAUUAAAUAGAAGAAAUUACUUAUUCACAAAUAAAAAUAACAGUAGAGGAGUGCAGAAAAUAAAAUAUAUAGGCUUUUGUUUUUCAAGUCUGUCCUAUUUAAAGUGCCUCUUGAAAUGUUUGUUCUCUUCUGCAAAAGGAGAAAACAUUAAUCACUUACAUAAAAAAUGAGCAAAAGGAAAAUUGAUAUACAGUAACUGAGAAGUAAAGUAACUGUUUAAAUUGAUUUUGUAGAUGUGUUUAUAUCAUUGUCAAUUUCUAUUAAAUAUUAUUUACAUUGCAGCAAGAUGAGCAGUAACUGAUUAUUUCAGAAUUAAUUGUAUUGAUCUCUAGCAUUAAUGUCUAACAUUAGGUAGAAAAUGAAAUAUGCUGAAGUGACAAACUUGGGCUAAAUUUGACCUAUAAUAAAUGUUUUAUAACAACUGUCAUUUACAGAAACUAA